AUGUGGGUGCUUUCCGCCGCGAGUCGGUGUGUUCUGGGCGUCGAGGGAAUGAGUGGAACCGGGUGGCGGACGUGGGCUCGCCGUUGUGCGUUUCGGCAGAGUCAGGAGAAAAGAAACAGCUUGCUGGGCCAGCUCUUAGCCAAAAUUCGAAUGUGCGGGCCAAUUACAGUUGCGGACUACAUGCGCGAGUGUCUGACGCACCCAAGCCUGGGCUACUACAUGUGCGCUGACGUGUUUGGCCCGCGCGGGGAUUUCGUCACGUCUCCCGAAAUCAGUCCGAUGUUCGGCGAGAUGCUCGGGGUUUGGUUCUUGAGCGAGUGGAUGAAAUUGGGAGAGCCCACGCCAGUGCAGGUGGUCGAACUCGGGCCAGGAAGAGGCACGCUAGUUUCCGACGUCCUCAAGGUCAUGUGUCGACACGAACCCUUCAGAUCAAAUGUGACCCUGCACCUGGUUGAAGUGAGUCCUCGUCUUCGCGCUGUUCAGAAGCAGGCGUUGGAGUCGUGCGCCGUCUCGGACGUCGAGUGGCAUUCACGAUUCGACACCGUGCCAACGGGCCGAUUCACGCUGUGGCUCGCGCACGAAUUUUUUGACGCAUUGCCCGUACACGUAUUGAAGAGGCAAGGAGGCGUCUGGGGAGAAGUGCUCGUUGACAUGGACUCUGGUGGGAGUGAGUCGAAGCUACGGUUUGUCGUGUCUAAGCACGAGACACCGGUGGUGAAGGCCCUAGGCCCGCCGCCUGAAACAGGGGAUUUGUGGGAAGUGUGUCCGCAGGCCGGCGUGAUCGCGCAACGAAUUGGGCAACGGAUUCACCGAGACGGAGGAGUGUUCCUCGUUGUCGACUACGGCCACAAUGGAGCGUCCGGCGUGGACUCGUUUCGGGCGUAUCGGAGGCACGAGCAGACUGACCCGCUUUCCCGGCCUGGGGAGACGGACUUGACUGCCGAUGUGGAUUUUUCCUUCUUGCAGCGUUGGGCGUCAUCUGGUGACAACCAAAUCCUGUGCUACGGCCCCGUCAGUCAAGCCGACUUUCUCCUCAAUAUUGGCAUGAAAUUGCGACUCGAGGUCUUUUGGGCAGGGAUCAAGAGACAAAGACUGAGGAUGAAGUUGUUACAGUAUCUGGAUCCCGCGGGAUCGGGCGAAACGUGCGUUGGCGUCGUGGUGCCUGGUGACGGCGAGACGCGCGUUGUGCCGUGUCCGGGAUUCCGCAGCGUGCUUCAAAUCAUCUUGGGCAGCAAGGAUCGUGAUGCCGACUUGCUGCCUCGCAUUCCCGAUGAGUUGUCGGGUAUGAAGGUUUUGGACUUGAGCAAGUUGGAACUACUCCCACCCGUCACGGGGCAGGACAAAGUGCUGUGCGUGGGCAUGAACUACCGCGAUCAUUGCGAGGAGCAAGGAAUGCCGGUGCCCACGGAGCCCGUGGUGUUCAACAAGUUCCCGAGCACGUUGAUCGGCGCCGGCUGUCCGAUUCGCGUCGAGUCCGGCCUCACGGACCAAGUGGACUACGAGGUGGAACUCGCACUCGUCAUCGGAAAGGCUGGCAAGAACAUCCCCGAAGACCGGGCCCACGAGCACAUCUUUGGCUACGCCGUCGCCAACGACGUGAGUGCCAGGGACUGGCAACUGACGGGCAGGAACGCCAACCAGUGGCUCCUCUCCAAGGCCAUGGACACCUUCUGUCCCCUGGGGCCCUGGCUGGUGACGAGUGACGAGGUGGCGGGCCAGGAUCUGAGACUCGUUUGCCGUGUCAACGGAGAAACGCGGCAGGAGAGCAGCACAAAGCAGAUGGUGUUUGACUCGGCUAGUGUUGUCGCAUACGCCUCCAAAUUUUGUACGCUGCUCCCGGGUGACGUCAUCUUGACUGGAACUCCUCCGGGCGUCGGUGUAUUCCGGAAGCCGCCGGUGUUUUUGCGCGACGGCGACGUGGUCGACUAUUUUUGUCUCGGAGCAGUCUAUGGCGCCCGUUCGACCCACCCCGGUCGGUGUGUUCGUGUUCCGCGGUGUUGGUCGCUGAGGAUGAAGCGGAGAUACGCUAAAAAGGUGGUAAGAUUGGUGAAAUGCGGCGCGUUGGACUCGUACGUGCGGCGGAAAGACUUGGACCCAGUGGAGGUGUGUGGACUCGUUUAUUCCACGUCGCGCCGUCGGCUUGUGUUGCACGAAUUGUGUCGUCGAGGUCAGCUGUCUUUCGUCGUGUCGCUGAUGCUGUUCGCGCGCCGGCGGCGGAACGAUGACGCCCUCCGUCGACUGGUCUUGGCUGCGGAUGCGAGGGGUGAUACGCCGGUGCAUCUGGCCGUGCUGCAGGCACGCAAGCACGCCUCAGCCCGAGGCCCUGACGACCCCGUUGUUGAAAUGUACUGCGAACUGGCGCGGCAUUUAAUGGAUGCAUUCGUGGACGUGGCCCAUGUCCGGAAUGCCGCCUCGGAGUCGCCCGUCGACUUGCUCGAUUCCUUCAUCAUUCGCCGUUGUCCCGAGGAGGUGGACGCAUCCCUAUGGGAACCCGACGACCAUGACGGCCAGGAUUUCGAGAGGUAUUUUUCCGACUUCGCCGAUGUUGAGCCGGAAACUCUCUCCAAGUGGGCUGAUCGAAUGAGAGAGGAGCGACGUGCCAAGCACGCAUCUUUCAACCGAAAGGCAGAAGAGAAAAUGGAAAAUGAAGAGAAGAAGCAGAAGCAAAAGACUCGAGCCCCGUCACCGCUGCCGAUUCUUGACGGUCCUAGUCGUUCGGAAACCUGUGUGGAAGAGGUGCACGUUGAGACGUACAAUGAAUUCCGAAGAACGUGUGAGCGGCUGAAAGUCAUGUUGGAGUGCGAGAGGAGCAGGACAGAUGGGGAUGCAGUCGACCAAAGUCACAGGACGGGCCUGUUGUCGUUACUGGAUGCGUUUGGAGGCGUGGACGCGGGUUUGCCGGCGUUGGAGGCUGCGCUGCGAUUCUCAUUCCGUGUCGGUGUCGAUUCGGACGAAGCGACGGAGAAGAGGCGGUAUGUCCGGGACCAGUUGCGCCUCUGGCAUCCCGACAAAUUCGAUCAAAAGCUCGCCGUCUUCCUAACUGAGGAAGAGGAGAGAGCUCGUUGCGCCGCCUUCUUUGCCGCUGUUUCCAGGAUCCUCCUCAACCUCGACGCUGAAAGUCGGUGA
This is a messenger RNA of Notodromas monacha, 3126 nucleotides long. The record is from the annotation of a GenBank genome assembly. NCBI's taxonomy places the organism in Eukaryota, Metazoa, Arthropoda, Ostracoda, Podocopida, Cyprididae.